AUAAAACCCGAGUGUAUAAUAGACACGUUAUGUCGUUGGGGCCUAAAAUCAGAGUAAAAAAAGCCUAGAGUGGAAUCUGAGUCUCUCUAAACUCUCUACCCCCUCUCUUCUCCUCUUCAACUGCAGCACUUUAUUCUCUCUCCAAAAAUUCGAUACUUUGCCUUACUCAUAACCAGCAUAAGAAGAGGAGAGAUUACACCCUGCCCUUCUCUUUCUUUAUGUUCCCCACAUUGUCUUGUUCUUCUUCUCUCAGAAUCUCAUUGUCAUAAAUCAUAAUUCAUAAUUCAUAAUACUAUUAUAUACUUCUUACUUCAUUAUUUACUGUCUCAAUCCCUCUCUUUCCUCUCUUCAUUUGUCUCUUGCUAUGUUUCUUCUCUUUUGGCUUCCUCUGUUUUUUCCCCUGUUUUCCCCCCCUUUUUUCUCUUCACUUCAAAUUAGAUUCAAUGACUUCUGUUUUAACCAAAUUCCUAACUGGGUUUUCUUUCUUUGACCUCCUUGUUUAAAACCCAGAAACCAAUUUGAUUUUGAACCUGUAUUCUCUUUGUUAGCCUUGAUUUCUUUCUCGUCAUUUAAGGGGAAAAAAAAUAAAUACAACAAAAAGAUUUAAAUUUUUUUUCCCUUUUUCUUUGUCACUUUUCUUGUAAAGAUCUAAGAGUGUAACCUUGAUUCUUUUCAUCAAUCUAUUAUUGGGAAUAUUGCACAUUUUCUAAUUUCUUCUCAUUUUCUAACAAAUUUGUUGCACAAAUAAUUUCGAUUUUAAGUACCCUAGAAAAAAAAAUAUAAGGGUGUGGGAAGUGUUCUUCCUAUAUGAAGUACUGAAAACAAUGACUGAUGGAAGCUCCAAAAAAACCAAGCUUUCAUGGCCCAAGACAUUGGUAAAGAAAUGGUUGAAUAUCAAGAGUAAAGCUGAAGAAUUUCAUGCGGAUGAUGUCUUCAAUGAAGGUUGUGAUGAAGAUUGGAGAAGCAAUUACAGGGAGAGAGAGGCAUGCACUCUAAAGAAAAGCAAAACAGAAAGAUCAUAUAGGAGAAGUUCUGACCGUGCUCGGCGAAUUAAGGUUGAAUUAGAUAAAUCUCAAGUUACUGAUGUAGAAAAUUAUAGGAUAUUUGUAGCCACAUGGAAUGUGGCAGGAAAAUCUCCACCUAACCAUUUGAAUCUUGAAGAUUGGCUUCACACAUCACCUCCUGCUGACAUUUAUGUUCUUGGUUUUCAGGAAAUUGUUCCUCUGAAUGCUGGUAAUGUUUUGGGUACAGAAGAUAAUGGUCCUGCUAAAAAGUGGCUAUCAUUAAUUAGGACAACUUUAAACAGUCUUCCUGGUUCAAGUGGUUUCUAUCAAACACCUUCUCCAAUCCCUGAUCCUAUUGUAGAGUUAGAAGCCGAUUUUGAGGGAUCAUCAAGGCAAAAGGCCUCCUCAUUUUUCCACAGGAGAUCAUUUCAGUCACUGAGCCGGAGCAUGAGGGUGGACAAUGAUAUGUUGGAGCCCCAACCACGGCUUGAUAGAAGAUUCAGCGUUUGUGACCGGGUUAUGUCAGGACACAGGGCUAGUGAUUAUGAUCCUAAUUACAGAUAUUGUUCCUCAGAUGAAGAAAACAACAAUGAAUCACCUGUUGUUCCACAUUGCUCACCUAUGUCCUAUUACAAUGGAUCUAACCCUGGGGAGGACUCUGAAAGACAAAGAGGUCAGUCUAGAUACUGUUUGGUUGCAAGCAAGCAAAUGGUGGGAGUAUUUCUCACUGUUUGGGUAAGAAGUGAUCUAAGAGAUGAUGUUCGAAAUAUGAAAGUAUCCUGUGUAGGAAGAGGAUUAAUGGGAUAUCUUGGAAACAAGGGUUCAAUUUCUAUUAGCAUGUCUUUGCACCAAACGAGCUUUUGCUUCGUCUGUACUCAUCUGACUUCAGGGCAAAAGGAGGGCGAUGAGCUAAGAAGAAACUCUGAUGUCAUGGAGAUACUUCGGAAGACUAGAUUUCCUCGAGUUCCUGGCAUGGGAGAUGAGCAUUCCCCUCAGCACAUUAUGGACCAUGAUCGAGUCAUUUGGCUGGGGGAUUUAAAUUACCGAAUUGCACUAUCCUACCGAACUGCCAAGGCUCUUGUUGAGAUGAGAAACUGGAAAGCCCUGCUGCAGAAGGACCAGUUGCGCAUUGAACAGAGACAGGGUCACGUUUUUGAGGGAUGGAAUGAAGGAAAGAUAUACUUCCCUCCUACAUACAAGUAUUCCCAUAAUUCGGAUAGAUAUGCAGGUGCUGAUACUCAUCAAAAAGAGAAACGAAGAACUCCUGCAUGGCUGUUGAUUGCCUGUGAAGGUGUGAUCGUAUCUUAUGGUAUGGGAAGGGCCUCCGUCAACUGUCCUAUGUGCGUGGUGAAUCAAGGUUCUCCGAUCAUAGGCCAGUUUACAGCGUUUUUUUGGCUGAGGUAGAGUCUCUCAGUCGAGGCAGAAUCAGGAAAAGUAUGAGCUGCUCCAGUGCCCGUAUAGAAGUGGAAGAGCUAUUGCCCCAAACACCUGGAUACACAGGAUUCAAUUUCUAUUAAAGGGAUUGAUAUUUGAAAAUCAAACAAUCAGAAAUACGUGUCGCAAACAAUGAUAAGGUUGUUCCAUGAAUAGGUGGACAUUGCAAAAGAACCUUUGAAAGGUAGUGGAACUGUUGCAAUGGGUAAUAAGUAUAAUGGUUGAAAGUGACAUGUUACCAUCUUCCUUCUCCCAAAAAAGAAAAUACAGGUACCCUUAACCUGUUAUACUUUGGUGAUUCCUUGUUACUAACCCCACAAGUCUGCAACUUGCCAUUCUUUUCCACUGCCAUUUAACCCUUGGCAUAUGCAGCUAUGCACACAGUUUGAAUCAAACAACAGCUGUAACGGGCAAUGAUGGCUCUAUUCAAACUUGCCUACGAGCCACCACCGUCGUUUUGACACAGAAUUACAAUUCAUUCUUGUAAAAACAAGUAUAGAGAAGUGGAUAUGAGAUGACAAUAACUAGCAAGACUCAAGAAACGGUCCAACUGACAUUUCAUCACUUGUUAGUUGCUUAACUGUUAGUCAAUUAGCCGGACUUUUACAAUUUUAAGUGUAGAGUAGAUCAAAGACGAACAUAAUUAUUGUAGAUUGUUGAAUUGUAUCAUAAAAGUUCUGUAUAAAACCAUAGAUCAGAUUUUAGGAGAUGGGGAUGUGGGGUGACAAUCAUUUAUUGGACAGAAAUACAAAGUAAAAGAGCAAAGAAAAAUAAUUGGAAAAUUUGAUUGAUCUAUAAGCUACUUUUUACCCCCCUUAUCCUUUUUCUUUUUCCAGUAGUUGUUCUGAUUCUUCUUUUAUCU
Messenger RNA from Chenopodium quinoa (quinoa), 3300 nucleotides. Its product is annotated as type I inositol polyphosphate 5-phosphatase 4-like. Lineage: Eukaryota; Viridiplantae; Streptophyta; Magnoliopsida; Caryophyllales; Amaranthaceae. The transcript has 14 exons. The coding region runs from base 825 to 2408 and encodes 527 amino acids. Gene Ontology annotation, biological process: phosphatidylinositol dephosphorylation. Gene Ontology annotation, molecular function: phosphatidylinositol-3,4,5-trisphosphate 5-phosphatase activity; phosphatidylinositol-4,5-bisphosphate 5-phosphatase activity; inositol-polyphosphate 5-phosphatase activity. The record is from RefSeq and is a predicted model, not a curated record.